Arvicola amphibius (Eurasian water vole) is the source of this 627-nucleotide messenger RNA. RefSeq names its product fibroblast growth factor 6 (gene Fgf6). Lineage: Eukaryota; Metazoa; Chordata; Mammalia; Rodentia; Cricetidae. Gene Ontology annotation, molecular function: fibroblast growth factor receptor binding; growth factor activity. Gene Ontology annotation, biological process: cell differentiation; regulation of cell migration; positive regulation of protein phosphorylation. The transcript is spliced from 3 exons. Gene Ontology annotation, cellular component: cytoplasm. Bases 1 to 627 code for a protein of 208 amino acids. The record is from RefSeq and is a predicted model, not a curated record.
AUGGCCCUGGGACAGAGGCUGUUCAUCACUAUGUUCCGGGGAGUAGGACGUGUUCAGGGCACGCUGCAGGCUCUCGUCUUCUUAGGCGUCCUAGUGGGCAUGGUGGUGCCCUCGCCCGCCGGCACCCGCGCCAACGGCACGCUACUGGACUCCAGAGGCUGGGGCACCCUCUUGUCCAGGUCUCGAGCUGGGCUAGCUGGAGAAAUUUCGGGUGUGAAUUGGGAAAGUGGCUAUUUGGUGGGCAUCAAGCGGCAGCGGAGACUCUACUGCAACGUGGGCAUUGGCUUCCACCUCCAGGUGCCCCCCGACGGCCGGAUCAGUGGAACACACGAGGAGAACCCCUACAGCCUGCUGGAAAUUUCCACAGUAGAGCGGGGUGUAGUGAGCCUCUUCGGUGUGAAAAGCACCCUCUUCAUUGCCAUGAGCAGCAAAGGAAGAUUGUAUACAACGCCCAGCUUCCAAGAGGAAUGUAAGUUCCGCGAAACCCUCCUCCCAAACAACUACAACGCCUACGAGUCAGACCUGUACAGAGGGACCUACAUUGCACUGAGCAAACACGGACGGGUAAAGCGGGGCAGCAAGGUGUCCCCAAUCAUGACUGUCACUCACUUCCUUCCCAGGAUAUAA